CAAGUAAUCGUUGCAUUUUUAAGCAUACUUCAAACAGUCAUCAUAUUUUUCCUAAGUUAUAAAGGUAGUACAUUUCGGGUUGUUUUAAAAUUGCAUUUUCUACUGGAGUUAAUAACAAGCAUGCCAUUAAUCGCUACAAUAUUUGUACCACUUGGACGUAAACUUUAUGUGCCAAUAUUUUUAAAUUGUUGGCUUGCUAAAAGUGCUCUUCAAGCAAUUAUGCAUGAUUCAAAUCGUAUUUCAACUUCAGUUGGACGGUCAGCUUUGGUUCGCCAAAUGGUCAUUUUAUUUUCCACCUUACUAUGCUUGGUAUUCACGGGUACAUGUGGUAUUGAGCAUUUACAACGAGCUGGUGAACGACGCUUUGACCUUUUUACUUCGUUUUAUUUUGUUAUGGUCACUUUUUCCACUGUCGGUUACGGUGAUUGGUACCCGGACACAUGGAUGUCCAGACUUUUUGUUGUUAUCCUUAUAUGUAUUGCAUUUGCUAUACUUCCAAAACAGAUUGAAGCACUUGGGCAAACAUACGUGGAACGACAGAAAGCAGGUGGGGAAUAUACUGAAAGUUGGGCCAGUAAUGAGAACCAUGUAGUAGUAACGGUGACACAUUUGGAGGCUCAAUUUAUCCGAGAUUUCCUCAGUGAAUUCUAUGCCUAUCCUGAACAUCAAAAUUAUUUGGUAAUCUUACUGUCACCAUGUGAAAUGGAUAACCGGAUGCGAAUGCUUCUCAAAAUACCCAUGUGGUCAACCAGGGUACUGUAUAUCCGAGGCUCUGCACUAAAGGAUGACGAUCUCGAAAGAGCAAAAAUGGCGAGUGCAAGAGCAUGUUUCAUCUUAUCAGCAAGGCAUGUCUAUCAAAAAACAAAAACGGAUGAACACACAGUUUUACGCUCAUGGGCGGUGAAAGAUUUUGCUCCCGAUGUUCCGCAAUAUGUACAAAUUUUCCGUCCGGAAACAAAGAUGCAUUUGGAGUAUGCCGAAUUUGUGGUUUGUGAAGAUGAAUUCAAAUAUUCUCUUCUUGCAAAUAAUUGCAUCUGUCCGGGUAUUUCAACAUUUAUUACACUUCUACUACAUACUUCUCAUGGAAAAGAAGGUCAGAAAUCGGCGGAAGCUUGGCAUAAAGUUUAUGGAUUCCAUUCUGGCAAUGAAAUUUAUGAUAUUAAAAUUGCGAAUAGUCAAUUUUUUAGUGAUUAUAUUGGGAAAUCAUUCAUUUAUGCUUCUUUUCAUGCUUAUCAAACGUAUGGAGUUGCCUUGAUUGCAAUCAAAUCAGAAGGGAUGUUUGAGAAAAUCCGGCUCAAUCCGGGUCAGUACUACUACUUGCAUCCUAUGGAUACUGCAUAUUACAUAGCGUUAACUAAUGAAGAAUCAUUGUAUGAUUUCCGGAAAGGAUUAAAUGCACAACGACAAAAGGCAAAUUUAGCUGCAGCGAUCGCAAAUAUUGGAAGUGUAACGCUUGAUUUACAUGGAUUAGAAGAGAAUAAUUUAAAAACGCAUAAAAAACGGAAACGACUUUUGUACAUUAAAGGAGAUGAUGACGUGGAUGGGACGUCGAAACUUUUAAACACAAAUGAAUCAUUCGAUCGAAGACCUAGUAUUGGUGAGGUUUUGGAAACAACUAUUGAAUCUGAUGAAUCUGACGUAGAAUUUCAGCUUUGUACAAUCUGUGCUUCUCACGAGGAAUGUAUUGCCAGAAAGACAAUAAAAACCUAUCCACCGUUGGCCUCAUACUUUGGUACUGGAUUUACAAUCUGCCAUAUACUCAAAGAGAAAAGACUAAUUUGUUGUCUGGAAAUUGCAUCUGCUUGUGAGCAUUGCCGUUUCCGGACGGCAAAUGAAUAUCACUGGAAUAGUCCGGCAGUGAUUGUGGCCGCUGAUCAGACAUGUUCCGGCUUGUAUAAUUUGAUUAUACCUUUACGCGCUUAUUAUCGUCCUGUGCAUGAACUUCAACCCAUUAUAUUUUUGCUUGAAUUGCAAGAAACAGAAAGGCCAAAUCCAUCAUUUUUAGAUGUGAUUGCAUGGUUUCCUUUUGUUUAUUGGAUGGAAGGUAAAAUAUCAAGUUUGGAUAGCCUUUUGAAAGCAGGUGUUUGUCUAGCGGAUAAUGUAGUUGUUGUGAAAGAAGGUGCAACAGCAGUUGAAGAGCACUUGGCUGAUUGUACGACAAUUCUAACAGUACAAAAGAUACACAGAAUGUUUCCAAGAUUACGAAUCAUCACAGAGCUUACUCAUGCUAGCAAUAUGCGUUUUAUGCAAUUUGAUCCUGAUGAUCGUUAUGCUCUUCAGCAGUCUAAAUAUGAAAAGAAAGAACGUAAUCGUGGAUCCUCAAUGCCAUAUAUGUUUCGAUUACCAUUUGCGCAAGGUGGUGUUUUCUCCGCAAAUAUGCUCGAUCGUUUACUAUAUCAAGCACAUGUCAAAAAUUAUGUAGUGGAUUUUAUUCGAUUACUACUUGGUAUUGAUCAAUCUAAAGGCUCCGGAUAUCUUACUAGUUUCAAAAUAACAUCAGAUGAUCUUUGGAUAGGAACAUACGGUCGACUUUAUCAAAAGCUUUGCGCAUCUGUCGCUGAUAUACCGAUUGGAAUAUACCGAACGAUGCAAAUGGAUUCUGAAGUGAAAUUAGAAGUUUCAAAAGAUGACAUGGAAAGAUCCAGAAAGAGUAAUAAAAUGAAUGUGUCGGAUUUGGUGCAUUGUACAAUGCAAAAAUUAGGCAUACCUAGAGAAAACUAUGAGUAUGAUGCGAAAUUGGGCACAAUUUCAUAUGUAAUUAUUAAUCCAUCGCUUGACAUUACUCUUGAAGCUGGAGAUAUUGUAUAUGUCAUAAAAGCACCAAUAAGUGAAGAUGCUGCUAACCAACAGCGCACAGAUCCGCGACGAGGUUUACAACGACAAAAAUUUAGUCUUCAGACUCCUUCCUAUAAUGUGAUAUCAGAAGAGGAACCAAAGAAGGAAGAAGAAAGUUAAUAUGUUUAAGUGAUAUCAAUUUGAUAGUAUGUACGAAAUGUGCACUUUAGCUGAUAUUUUGUUUGACAAAUUGUAAUGGUCAAUCAAGUGGACUUCACAAGACAUUGUCAUUUUAUCAAACAUUGACUUUCUGCAGAUAACUUCAGCAUUACAUAUAUUUGCUUCUUAUUUAUCGCUUCAGUAUAUCAUUUCGAUCUCUGUGGCGCAAUUAGCUAUUUUAUGCUCAUAAUUGUUUUCAUUCAUCUGUUCUAUCCAGUCAUAGACUAAAUUUCAAAUAGCAUAAUGACAAAGUAAAUGAUGUCAACUUAUAAUUAUUUGCAUAAGAAAACCAUAGACAGCAUAUUACACUAGCAUUUUUUGAGCGCUUUUUCUCCGAUAUCAUUUAGUCGAUGUGUUGUCACCAAUUAAUAGUACAUUACACGACAAUAUGAAGAGUUGAACUGAAAGUUCUCUUGUCACCAAAAAGUCAAGUAUACAAGAAUUAAUUUGAACUAAAAUUGUUAAUAAUAAAUUUAUUUAAGUAAUAUCCUUUGCUAUCGCUAUUGUUAUGAAUACAUCGCUAUUGUUCUGGAACUUUGUUAUCAUAUCCUUUAUUCC
Molecule: messenger RNA, 3552 nt
Organism: Loa loa (African eye worm)
Lineage: Eukaryota; Metazoa; Nematoda; Chromadorea; Rhabditida; Onchocercidae
Product: CBR-SLO-2 protein
Exons: 23
Coding region: 121-2955 (944 amino acids)
Biological process (GO): potassium ion transport
Cellular component (GO): membrane
Molecular function (GO): intracellular sodium-activated potassium channel activity
Source: RefSeq, a predicted model, not a curated record